This is a messenger RNA of Dentiscutata erythropus, 396 nucleotides long. NCBI's taxonomy places the organism in Eukaryota, Fungi, Glomeromycota, Glomeromycetes, Diversisporales, Gigasporaceae. The record is from the annotation of a GenBank genome assembly.
AUGGACAACUUAACCUUAUUAACAGAAGGAAGUAAGAUAUAUUCCGAAAAGCGUAAAAGGAAAAAUAAUCAAAUUCCAGAAAUUGUAUUCGAUGAAACUGCAAGACGAGAAUAUUUAACGGGAUUUCAUAAGCGAAAGCUGGAAAGACAGGCAAAAGCAAAGAAAAUUGCUUUAGAACGAGAAAAAAAAGAGAAGGCCGAGAUAAAAAAAGCUGAAUCGCAGAGGAGACAAAUUGAAGAAAAGUUGGCGGCGACUCAAGCAAUAAUUGAUAAAGCGAACGAUAUUGAUAAUGACGACAAUGAUGACGAUGAGAGUGAAGAGGAUACUAAAAAAAAUCAGCGAACACGAAUAUCAGAGUAUAAAACACCACAAAUGUUAACAACUGUAACUUUGUAG